CUAUAGGGUGAAUAAACUUUAUCGGAUAAUAUUACAAAUUCCAUUACAAAACAAAAAACAUUUUGAAGGUGAAUAAUGAAUGAAAGGGUGAUGAUCUCCGGGCCUUGCUGCUAUUAAGUAAUGACCGGAAAUCUUACGUCACAAAGUGAAGGCCACCAGUCAUCUUGGGACACGAAGUUGAGGUAUCACUUGGAUUAGAUGACAAUGCAGCCUCAUAACAAGACCUAAUAGCAAGAAUACAUUAUCCUUGACAAUUAUUUAUGGGAAAUCAAAUACCAACAUAGAAAGUGGUGUGGAUGAAGAUGCGUCGCAGCAGUGAAUUGUGAGCGCGGGAAGCGAACUAACACAUGGAUCGACACGGGUCCAACAAUUAAGUGCAAAUCUGUUUCACGAAAAAAUACGAACGAGUGAUAAAUAUAAUUAACUGAGAAAAAAAAGAAUUAAUUGUAAAUAAACAUUUGUAUGAUAGGAAUGUUAUUUUAAAUCGAAGAAGUCAUUAACCUAGAAGUGUUUAACGCAGUUACGCUCCGGCGACACACAAAGCCACGCAAAUGAAGAAGAAACGCAGUGAACUUUUGUAAUAUCUCUAGAAGAUAUAUCUUGCCAGUGUGUGUGUGCCAAGUAUUAUGUGUGUGCGAGCGAAGUGGUUAGUGCUGUGGUCGCUGUGGGCGGCGCGGCUGGUGCCACAGCCCACUGUCACAGUGCGGGUCAGCAACGGACUACUGCGGGGCGCCGUCGCACACGAUGGCUCUCAUUUACUAUUCUUCGGCAUACCAUACGCCGCAACUGACACUGAACAUAGAUUCCAAAAUCCAAACCCGGAACCGAAAUGGGAGGGAGUCUUUGAUGCCUACAACGAGCACAUCAGGUGCUACCAAAGGUUUAGUCCCACCAAGAUAUCAGGACGGGAAGACUGCCUGACCCUAAACGUCUACACGCCUAAUAACUAUGACUCGAUCCGCCCAGUCAUGGUCUUCAUUCACGGCGGAGGGUUCCGAGAUGGCUCAGCAUCUCCAUUUAUGUACGGCUCUGAAUAUCUAAUAAAACACGGAGUAGUACUAGUUACAAUCAAUUACAGGCUGGAGGUUUUAGGCUUUUUAUGUCUAGGUAUUAAAGAAGCACCUGGUAAUGUUGGUUUGAAGGACCAGGUCGCAGCUUUGAGAUGGAUCAAGACAAACAUCAGGGCGUUUGGAGGAGAUCCUGACAAUAUUACGAUUUUCGGAGAGAGUGCCGGUUCUGCUUCAGUUAUGUACCACAUGCUAACACCGAUGUCUAGAGGAUUAUUCAACAAAGCUAUUUUGCAAAGCGGUUCAGCCAUUACUCCUUGGAGUUUUCAGUUCGAACCCUUAAAGACUGCUAGUUUAUUGGCACAAAGCAUGGGCGUCAAAACUGAAGAUCCACAUGAACUAUAUAAGCUAUUUGCCAACAUGCCUGCCGAAGAAUUGUUGAAAACAAGAGUGCCCAGACGGAAAGGAGAUAUAGUGUUAUCCGAAAAUAUAUUCGUACCGUGUGUAGAUAAAGAAAUAGAAGGUAUGGAACGAUUCUUGCCAGAUACGCCAAUAAACUUAAUUUCCAACAACCAAUAUCAAAAGGUACCAGUUAUAAUUGGCUUCAAUAAUGCUGAAGGUUACCUGUUCGCUGGAAAAGAAAAUGAGACUACUCUAGCUAAUUUCAACAUCUGUAACGCUCUGCCCAGAGAUUUGAUAUUCCCGACUGAGGACGAAAAAAAUGAUACUGUGAAUAGGCUCAGGGGACUUUACUCUAUUCGCAGACCCGAAGAUUACCUUAAAAAUAUUGCCAAAUACGAAGGAGAUACCAGCAUCACAUAUCCUACUAUAGCCAGUAUAGAUCUUCUGUCUAAAUCCACGGAUGGAUUAAUUUAUGCCUACAAAUUGUCUUACGACGGAUGGCUCAAUGUACCGAAAUGGUAUUUUGGUUUCCGUAAAUAUCCCGGCGCGGCUCACGCAGACGAACUAUUCUAUUUAUUCAAAGUCAAAGUGCCUUUGGUUAUGGAGUUCAUCGAAAUUGAAUUUAUAAAUAAAAUUACAACGCUUUGGACAAAUUUCGCUAAAUUUGGAAACCCAACACCCUUUCCGUCUUCUACACUUCCUGUAACAUGGAAGCCCUUCAAAACGAGCGAUCCAAAGAUAUUGGUCAUAGACAAACAGUUCUCGGAGGAGAGUCUUUGGAGCGAUGAAGUCAUGCUCUACUGGGACACCAUCUACACUAAAUAUAGACGGAAGCUUUGACAAACUAGUCUUAGUCAAUCUGUAACGACAAUAUAC
Bombyx mandarina (wild silkworm) is the source of this 2285-nucleotide messenger RNA. Its product is annotated as bile salt-activated lipase. NCBI's taxonomy places the organism in Eukaryota, Metazoa, Arthropoda, Insecta, Lepidoptera, Bombycidae. The record is from RefSeq and is a predicted model, not a curated record.